Varanus komodoensis (Komodo dragon) is the source of this 2599-nucleotide messenger RNA. RefSeq names its product syntaxin 11 (gene STX11). Gene Ontology annotation, cellular component: plasma membrane; synaptic vesicle; SNARE complex. Gene Ontology annotation, molecular function: SNARE binding; SNAP receptor activity. The coding region runs from base 117 to 980 and encodes 287 amino acids. The transcript has 2 exons. The record is from RefSeq and is a predicted model, not a curated record. Gene Ontology annotation, biological process: intracellular protein transport; synaptic vesicle fusion to presynaptic active zone membrane; exocytosis. Lineage: Eukaryota; Metazoa; Chordata; Lepidosauria; Squamata; Varanidae.
CCACGAGCCGGGCUCCUGGAGCAGCAGCAGGACCAGGAGCAGGACCAGGACGCGAGGCGACGCGACGCGAGCCCCUCUUGCCUCCUCCCGCCCUCCGCGGCGCAUGCGAAGCAAAAAUGAGAGACCGACUCUUUGAGCUUUAUGAGCUGUCUAAGCUUUAUAGCCAACAAGCUGAUGCUGAGGAUGACUUGCAACUACCUGGUGCAACUCUUCUGUUUGAAACGGAUGAUGCCUUAGCAAGUCUUCACAAAGACAUCCAGGUAAUACGAACAAGUAGUCAUCACCUGAAGGAGGACGUUAGGCGCCUGGCCAAGCAAAAUACUCGCUUCCUGACAUCUGUGCGCCGCUUCAGUAGUAUAAAACGUGAUGCAAACACAAUUGCAAAAGACAUCAAGGCCCGCGGGGAAGAUAUCCACAGAAAACUCCUGGCCUUGAGGGACUUCAGUGAAGAUGCAGAAACAAAAUACGGUUCAAGCACAAUCAUAGCCCGAGUGUCAAGGGACCACUAUGCUGACCUCAUGCAUACUUUUCAGGAAGCCAUGUUUGCGUACAACGAGAUAGAGAUGAAGCAGCGGGAGAACUGCAAGGUUCGGAUCCAGCGACAGCUAGAGAUCAUGGGCAAGGAUGUGUCUGGGAACCAGAUAGAGAACAUGAUUGAGCACGGCCGGUGGGAUGUUUUCUCCGAAAACCUUCUGUCUGAUGCAAAGGGAGCACGUUCAGCCUUGAAUGAGAUAGAGACACGGCACAAAGAGCUGCUGAAGCUGGAGUCUCGAAUCAGAGAGGUCCACGAACUCUUUCUGCAGGUUGCCCUAAUGGUAGAAGAACAGGCUGACACCUUUAAUGUUAUUGAGCUCAAUGUGCAAAAUGUGGAAGACUAUGUUAGCGAGGCUAAAGGAGAAGUGAGGAGAGCCCUUGAAUACAGGAGGAAGCACCCUUGCCGAACAAUCCUCUGCUGCUGUUUAUCAUGCUGUAGAGGCUGACUCUCUCCCUGAAGCUACCAGCUUGGUGUUCUGGGGCCUGUUCAGUGACUUAACGUUCUGUGCUCCUGUUCUUUUCUUUUGUGAUUAGCAUGACAUGAUGCCUUCCAGAAUCACAGGAGGCAAAAUGUAACCAUGCCCAAAUUGUAAGUGCACCAUAACAUAAACAAAGCUGUGGAAAUAUUCUCUCAGGGAAUUUGGUACCAUAUGAUGCGGUAUCUACUCAGGUCUUGAUUUUGUUUUCUUGUUGAUGGUUUAAAACUGUUUUUAGAUAUAUGUGUGUGUCUGUUCAUUGAAUAUUUAUGUUUUUAUAAAUAUACAAAUAUGUAUACAUAUGGUUUUUAUAAUGUAUUUUAAGUUUCUGAUUUUUGUAAUAAAUGGAAUGAAUAUUGGUCAUGUCAUGUGGAUAAUAAAUGUUUCUAAAUGAACACACUUUUACAGCCAAAAAAGGGAGGAGAGGAAUGAAGGAAUUGGAUUUAAAGGAGUCAGUGCUGUGGCAUGGAAGAAAGAAAAGAAAUUUUAGUUUACAUACAUGGAUGUGAUUUGGAUAAUCUAAGCAUCUAGCAUGCACACGAUUUAAGGGUUUUGCCACAACAGUUGUAAUUGGAAAUAGAAUAUUUGUAUUUUUAUAUAGAAGUAAUAAAAUUUCUCUCAAUUCUCUCAAUCAAAGUUAAAGAAUUAUUAAGUAUAUUUGUUAAUCUAUGAAGAAAGUGGUUGAAUCACUAUCUGUCUCAGUUUGGAUGCAGGCAAGCAUGAUAGCAGCCAUACCUGCUGGAUAAUAUUGGGCCACUGUCAGGGAAGAUCCAGAGAACAGACUGGGAAUGUCACUUUUGCAAGUAACUGUGUAUUGUGCUAAAUGCUGCAGCAAUUGCCUAGAACUUUCCUAACAGCAGCAGGAGUGGCUGAUAGUCCAACAGGAGGAAACUUGUAUGCCUCUGUUUAAAGCAAGGGUGGGCAAUUUAUGACCCUCCAGAUGUUUUGGCCUGCAGGUCCCAUCAGCCAUAGCCAGAUUAGCCGAUGGUGAGGGAUGAUAGAAGCUGUAAGCAAAAACAGGUAGGAUCCCACAAGAUGCCCAUCCCUGAGCUAGAGGGUGGCUGACUUGGGAAGGUCAAAACAUGAAAAAGAAAGUGAAAGAUUGUGCCAGAAAGGGGGCAGAAACUCAGCCUUCAGAAUUAAGUCCCAAGUGUCUCCUGGUGUAUGGUAAAUGUUCUUUCUCAAACAUCUUAUGGACAGAAAUAAACCUGUAGAAACCAUUCACUCUAUAUCUGUCCCAACCAUGCAAAUUUUAUUUUAUUUUUGUUCAGUGUGGUCAAAGCAGAAUAACCUAAAACCAAGAUCUGUAGGCAUUUAACAGUACAAAUAUGUACAACAAUAACAAUAGGAUUUAUUUGCUGCCUUUGAAGACUUAUUUGUUAAGUUUGUGCUUUAGAUAUAUACUUUGGACUUCAGAAAAAUGUGAAUCUAGUUUUAUGUAUGUGUUUUAUUUUUAAUACAUUUUCAACACUUAUAAUACGUUAACAGCACAGUUAUUCUCCUGUGCCAAAGUGUGAAGCCAUUUGUAUUUAGUUAUAUUUAUUUAUUUAUUUUGGCUCACUCAAUAAAGUACUGAAAGUUGCUAUAAA